ACAGGGAUGACUCAAAGCUUAUGAACUCCAAGCAGGAGGAGGCUGGAGCCCCAUCGGAGGAAGACUGCAGCAGGCAAAGGCCAAUGUGUGGGGAAGCCAGAGGUAAUCCCAGAGCUCUGAUGCCCAGCCUCCACUGGGAACCUCGCCAGCAUUGCAACAGCUUGAAUUGCACCUUCCUAGUUGCCUAAGUGAGCAACAAGGCUUCUGUCCUGGGAGACUCUAGCCUCUUGCCUUCUGAGGUGCCCAAAGAGCUGCCACCCCUCCACAGCCACUGUCCUAACCGCAGCUGCUGCACCUUCCCAUCCACUGUCUCCAUGCACUGGUGGAACCUGCCCCGGCAAGGCCGCCGGAGAGGCCGGGAGAAGAAUGGAGUGUCCUUUGAACGCGCUCCAGCAGUGACAGGUGGCCUGAAAGGCGACGCGUAACGGUCUCCCCCUGGUGUAAAGGAUACUUCUCUCCCCACACUAAUCCGGCUCCGUCCCGCUGAGUAUAGAAGGGGCCGGCUCCGUCCCAGCAUUGGCACAGCUCGGAUGCUGCUCUGACUGCCUGCUGCAACGGGGACCAGGGCAUGGCGGGGGGGUGCUAGGACUCGCGCUCCCGAUGGCCGCAGCAGAAGGAAGCGCCGAGCACGUGCUGCGGAGCAUGGAAGCAGAAGCCUCACCAAAGCCUGCAGAGAUGCCCCAGGCUUUGGAGGGCCCCGCAGGGCAGCCAGCUGCUGCCACAGCUCCUUCGGAGGGGGCGCCAGUGGGCCAGAACGCCAGGCCUUGCACCAGCGUGGGGGAGGGCAUGGCCCCCGGAGGAGCAGAGAGCCGCGCUGGCCAGUCGGCUCCAGCAACCUCGCAGCCAGCGGAGAGAGAAGGAGAAAAGACAGAGCCUGGAGAGAAGGGCGUCCCCAUGGCUGGGAAGGGGACGAAGAAAGCAGUGGCCAAGGAGGAGGCAGAAAGCCAGAGCCAGCCUACGGCCUCCAAGCAUGAGCCCCCAGCUCCCCAGCGGAGCCUGAGCUGCCCAGUCGGCAGCCAGAGGCCAGGGGAGGAGCCCCAGGCUGUGAAGAUGGGAGCCGAAGGGAAGAGCCCGCGGGGUAGAGCAACUCCUGCCAAAGGCGUCAGCGCUUUGCCAGCAGAACCCAGCCAAGCGGAGGUGCCUGGCCCUGCUUCGGAUGCCCCCAGAGACCAGACUUGUCCAGAGAAACCCACCCCAAGUGAGGUGUCCAGCCCAGCUAGCAGCAGUGGGGACCUGACCCCUGCAGAGCCCCCCAGCUCGGAGGGGCUACCCCACCCGGCUUCAGACGAGACCCCUGCAGAGCCCCCCAGCUCGGUGGGGCUACCCCACCCGGCUUCAGACGAGACCCCUGCAGAGCCCCCCAGCUCAGAGGGGCUACCCCACCCUGCUUCAGACGAGACCCCUGCAAAGCCCCCCAGCUCGGAGGGGCUACCCCACCCUGCUUCAGACGAGACCCCUGCAGAGCCCCCCAGCUCGGAGGGGCUACCCCACCCGGCUUCAGACGAGACCCCUGCAGGGCCACCCAGCUCAGAGGGGCUACCCCACCCGGCUUCAGACGAGACCCCUGCAGGGCCACCCAGCUCGGAGGGGCUACCCCACCCGGCUUCAGACGAGACCCCUGCAGGGCCACCCAGCUCGGUGGGGCUACCCCACCCGGCUUCAGACGAGACCCCGGCAGAGCCCCCCAGCUCGGUGGGGCUACCCCACCUGGCUUCAGACGAGACCCCUGCAGGGCCACCCAGCUCGGUGGGGCUACCCCACCCGGCUUCAGACGAGACCCCUGCAGAGCCCAGCUCGGUGGAGCUACCCCACCCAGCUUCAGACGAGACCCCUGCAGAGCCCAGCUCAGUGGAGCAGCCUCCUCCAGCCUUGGACAGCGCCGGAAAUGUGGGGAAAACAGGCCCUGUAGCUGGGGAACAGCCACCUUCACCAGAGGAGGAGGAAGUGGAGCCCCCGCCCAGCCCCUACCUAACGCCAGACUUCGGGAAAGAGGACCCUUUCCAGAUACUGGACGAUAUUCCUCCGCCGCCUGCUCCCUUCGCCCAUCGCAUUGUCUCCCUGAAAUCCGGCACCGUGAACAGCAUGUUCAACAUCAACACCAAGGAGAUGCUGGGCGGGGGGAAGUUUGGUGAAGUUCGCACGUGCACCGAGAGAGGGACGGGGCUCAAACUCGCGGCCAAAAUCAUUAGGAAACAGGGCUCGAAGGACAAGGAGAUGGCCUUGGUUGAAAUCGAGGUGAUGAACCAGCUGAACCACAGGAACCUGAUCCAGCUCUACGACGCUCUCGAGAUGCCCCGGGAAAUCAUCCUCUUCAUGGAGUUCGUGGAGGGCGGGGAGCUCUUUGAGCGCAUCAUCGACGAGGAUUACCACCUGACGGAAGUGGACUGCAUGGUGUUCGUAAGGCAGAUCUGCGACGGGAUCACCUUCAUGCAUCAGAUGCACGUCCUGCACUUGGACCUCAAGCCUGAGAACAUCCUGUGUGUCACCUCCACGGGGCACAUGGUGAAGAUCAUCGACUUUGGGCUGGCACGAAGAUACAACCCCCGGGAGAAGCUGAAAGUGAACUUUGGGACCCCCGAGUUCCUGUCCCCGGAGGUGGUGAACUACGACCAAGUCUCCUAUUCGACAGACAUGUGGAGUCUGGGCGUGAUCACCUACAUGUUGCUAAGUGGCCUCUCCCCUUUCCUGGGAGACGACGACGCGGAAACCCUGAACAAUGUCCUGGCAGCCACGUGGUACUUCGACGAGGAAGCCUUUGAGGGCAUCUCGGACGAAGCCAAGGACUUUGUCUCGAAUCUGAUUAUCAAGCAGAAGAGCGGCCGGAUGAGUGCGGCCAGGUGCCUCCAGCACCCCUGGCUGAACGACCUGGCUGAGAAGGCCAAGCGCUGCAACCGGCGCCUGAAGUCCCAGGUCCUGCUCCGGAAGUACGUCAUGCGGCGGCGCUGGAAGAAAAACUUUAUUGGUGUGUGUGCUGCCAACCGAUUCAAGAAGAUCAGCAGCUCGGGAUCCCUGACAGCGCUGGGUGUCUGAGUGUGGGGCUGAGCUGGGUGGGAUUUGAGCAACGCGUGAGUCAAGGCCAAAGGGCAAUCCCCUGAAAUCUGAGCUGUGCACUGAAGGCCUGCUCCCCCGGGCCUGCACAGGAAAGUGGCAUGUAGUCCCUGCUUCUGGAGGCAGGAGGAUCUCCACUUGGGUUCGGAAUCAAUCCGCUUCCCAAACACAAGGAGUUCACUGCUGGGGCAAUGAUUUGAGAUAUCCCAGUCCUGUACAGAUGUGUAAUUCCUGCUCCCACUGCAGUGAGAUUACUGCUGGAUCCCAUCCUGCUGAGAGUCCUGCUCUAGAUUCUGUCCCUGCCAUGAGAUUCCUUCUCUAGAUCCUACCCCGCACUGUCACUGCUCUAGGGUCCAGACCACCGGGAUAAUGCUGCUCGGGAUCCUGAACUGCUGUGAGCUGACUCCUCUCGGUCCUGUGCCCGGUGUGAGGCUCCUGCCCUGGAUCCCAUGCUGCUGCAAAGCUGCCUUUGUGGAUCUCCUUCUGGUUCAAUACCACCACCCUGGAAUUCUCAUUCUCUGUGACGAGGUGCCUGUAGGAUAUGCUACACCUUUGAUCCCCUUUGAGAUUACUGGUCUGGAGCUCACACAAGUGUGGUGUUGCCAUCUGAGCACCCCGUAUCCCUGCUAUAGAUUCGGUCCUGCUGUGACAGCUACCACUCGGCAUCCCAUAGGCUCCUGCUCCUAACCAACUGUGCAAUUACCAGUCCAGGUUUCUUCUGUAUCCCCUAGUGCGUCUGGAUUGUUACUCUGAGUCCCAUCCUCCCUUUGCUGCUAUCGGCCUGGAUCCUUUGCUGUCGUGAGACGACAGCGCUGAACUCGCCGAGCUGUGGAAUUGCCAGCUGGAAUCCCUGUGCACGGUGCGACCAGAGGUGCGGAGAGCACCUUGCAAACCCUAGACUGCAGCAUCCUUAGACUCCACAUUGCAAUUCCCUGCGUUCUGCUGUUUGUGUUCAACUUCUGUUCUGCGACUUGCAAUGGGACACGCAAACCAGCCUAAUGAGUGGGGCAGGGUCCGUGCACCACACACCAGUCUCUACCUGAGAACCAAGAUUCCUGCUCUCUGCCUCUGACUGCAAUAGGAGACACACCAUGGCUAUGUCACAGGACUGCUGGUCACAGCCUCAGAAUGCAGUGAGAUCUGUGUACUGCUGCCUGGAUCUGUGCUCCAGCUCCGGAGUGCAGGAGGAGUAACGUAACUGUGUGCUAGUGUCAGGAUUUGCACUCAAGCCCUCGGAGUGCAGAGUGUACUCCCCGGCCCGCAGGUAGGAUGCCUACUGCCAGCCUCUGGAUCUGCUCACCGCUGGACUAGCAUGCGAGGCUGCUGCUUGAGCAGAAACCCUCCUCUUCCCAUGAUCGGGGUCCUAGAAGCCGGCAUGCAGGGCUGAGUUCCUGUCAGUGCUGGGAGGCUCCACGCACAGGAAAGGAGGAAGUGCAAAGCACAGAUUUCAGGCGCGUUCCCCAGAUGGAGGCCAGGGAAGAAAGAAGGAGGCUUUGUGCUAUUUCCUAACCUCCCUGCCCUUCUGCGCUGCUAGAGAGGGGGAGAACACAACCUUCCCUUCACACGUCCCCCAGAAGAUAAAGGCAAGAGAGCAUCCUAAUGCAGACCAGCUGGGCUCGCCGCUCCCCCUUGCACAUAUGAAAGGACUGCUUCAGCACUGACCACCAACGCACAGGAACUACCCUUUGCUCGCUGGGCCCAGGGACCCCCCGAUGGGAGGAGAGUGUGGGAGCUCCCUCAGGUUCUGGAGUUUCCUUUGUGUUCCAUCCUGAGCCUGAACCAUUGAGCUCAACAGCUGGCAGGGCUUGGUCCGAGGGAAACCCCCUGCAGACCUGCCAUCAAUGUCUGAGCUGCCCGGAGGAUCUAGGCCCCUCUAGGGUGGGGUGUAAUGAUGGGAGUUGCCUCCCCUGGGGAUGCGGGAGUUCCUGUGUGGCUCAGUGUACUGACGUAGUAGCUAGGGGUAGGGAUGGGAGGAUCCUCCAUGGAGUCUGUGCCUCUCUUGGGAGGGGGUUUGCAGAACGAGUCUGAGGCCACGCCCCUUUCUGCCCAAGUGAACCCCGGGCUUGGUGUCGUCCACGGGCGAUUCGUUAUGAAAAAGCAGGGUGCUAGCUAACGGGCAGCCUGUAUCUGUCAGGCACAGAAACAGCCAGACAGCACUUGACCUAGCCCAAAAGUGCCUCACACAGAACAUGGGCACUGAGCCACACCCUCAGCUGGGGUACACUGGUGGGACUCCAUUGACCUCAGAGGAUCUGCACCAGUUUACCCCAGCUGAGGUCUGUAUCUCUUCGCUAAAACCCUUCUCCCUCUGCCCCAUUUUCACCCUGGGUCCACUGGAUUUCCUCUGCCCAGCAGAGCACAAACCCAGAUGUUGGACUCCGGCCCCUGUGUGUGUACCCUCCUUAGCAGCAGCCCCCCGGUAGUGCAGAAGGACGUACGUUCUCUUGAGAGACGCCGGAGCUCUCGGCUUAAUGUAAAUAAAUGUACAGGUCCGAUGCCAA
This is a messenger RNA of Chelonia mydas (Green sea turtle), 5549 nucleotides long. RefSeq names its product myosin light chain kinase 2 (gene MYLK2). The transcript has 14 exons. Gene Ontology annotation, cellular component: cytoplasm; nucleus. The coding region runs from base 601 to 3030 and encodes 809 amino acids. The record is from RefSeq and is a predicted model, not a curated record. Gene Ontology annotation, molecular function: protein serine/threonine kinase activity; ATP binding. Gene Ontology annotation, biological process: intracellular signal transduction; positive regulation of apoptotic process; protein phosphorylation. NCBI's taxonomy places the organism in Eukaryota, Metazoa, Chordata, Testudines, Cheloniidae.